Closterium sp. NIES-65 is the source of this 2484-nucleotide messenger RNA. NCBI's taxonomy places the organism in Eukaryota, Viridiplantae, Streptophyta, Zygnematophyceae, Desmidiales, Closteriaceae. The record is from the annotation of a GenBank genome assembly.
AUGCUGCUCCGUAGGAGGUACAAGAUGACUGUGAGCCUGUUUGAGACGGGGUACAUGAGCGACGCGGCAGGUGAAGCACCAGCUAACGUGGGCGCAUAUGGGUCGUUACUACACGCCACGGCCAGUAUACCGCGACGAUUCCUAGGCAGCGCGAGCGGCGGCGGCAGCCCGCUCGCGAGCGUGCCGGUUCUCGCGGGGCUCGUUGCGGCGGCAGCUUGCCUCGCGCUCAUCGGGGGAAUCAUCUUGUGGAGCCUGUGCGCUCCGCGGAAGGCGGUAUGCGCGGAGAAGCACAAGGCGCAGAAGCUCGCGCUGCUGCCAGUGCUACAAGCCACGUCAGAUUUCAACGCGUCGCUCAAGGUGGGCGCGGGGGAUUUCGGCGAGGCGUACGCGUGUGUGGGGCCCAAGGGGGAGGACUGGCUCGUCGUGCGCGGCACGUCCUCCGGCGAAAACGGCCGCGCGUUCCGCCGAGAGGUGGAUCGGCUGAACGACGUGUCGCAUCCGGCCAUCGCGCAGCUGCUCGGGUGGUGCGACGACCGCCGCGAGCGGAUCCUGGUGUUCGCCAUGCGGCAGGGCGUCACGCUCGCGGAGCGCCUGCGCCUGCAGCGCGAGGAGCGCGGCGGGGAGGAGGACGGCGGCGGGCGCCCGCUGACGUUUCUGGAGCGCCUCGACGUGGCGAUCGCCGUGGCGGAGGCAUUAGCUUACAUGCAUCGGGAUUGCCAGCCGCAGCUGCUGCACCGCGAAGUGUGCUCCAGCAACGUGCUGCUGCUGCCAGGGUCCCCUGCGGCCAUGCUAACAAGCGUUGGCCUAAUCAAGGGCCUACCCUCGGCCCCAACGGCAAAGCGCGUGCGCAACAGCGCGGGAUACCUCGACCCGGACUACUUCCACUCUCUGCGCGCCACCGCCGCCACCGACGUCUAUUCCUUCGGCGUCGUGCUUCUCGAGCUGCUCACGGGGCAGCUUGCCGAAUCCCACGACUCCAAAAAGGCCUCGCGGAAAUCGUAUAUCAAUAUCCAGUGGGCGGUGAGGCAUAUCAACGCCUCGGAUGUCUCGGCCGUUUUGGACCCUCGGAUGGACCACGGAGUUCCCGAGGCCGCGAUCAAACGGUUCGCAGGCGUCGCGGUGCUGUGCGUGGCGCGGCACUCGCGGAAACGCCCCGAUUCCGCCUCCGUGCUCCGGUUCCUGAGCGAGAUCCGCGCGGACUUGGCCCCGUCUCUCCUCUCCUCCGCUUUGUCCAUCUCUCGCUCCCCCUCCUCCGCCCCUCCUUCGGCCGUUUCUGCCCUCUCUGCUGCUUCUGGUGCCAUGCCAAUCUCAGCCUCCAUGGGUUCAAUGGGUUCUAUCCCCGGAAAGCCAGUCUCGAUAGUGGAUAUAGGCGAGGACGAAUACGCGGAGGAUUCGCGGUUAGAAGUCGCACCGUUGUACGAGUCGCAGUUCUCGUACUAUGACCUGGUGGAGGCGACUAAGGGCUUCAGCAAGAAGCGGUGGAUGCGGAGGAGCUACCUGGGGGAGGUGUAUCAGGGCACGCUGGGCGCGGGGAGCGAUGUCAUGGUGGUGCGCCAGAGUGGGAGUGGCGAGGCGUGGGUCAACCAGACCGUUGCUGGCGCCAAGGCACUUGCUAAGGUGCACCAUCCGGACCUGACGACGAUGCUGGGGUGCAGCAUCGGCCCGGACUACUGCGUGCUUGUACUCAACUACAUCCCCUUCCCCUCGCUCUCGCACCUCCUGCACACUGACGAUGAAGCCGUCCCAGUGCUCCCCUGGGAGGUGCGGGUGAGAGUGGUGGAGGGCGUGGCAGAGGGGCUGCUGCACCUGCACUCCUUCUGCCACCCGCCCAUGGUGCACGGCCGGGUGAGCUCGCGAGCAGUCCUCAUGGACCGCCACGUGUCGCCCAAGCUCUCCGACUUCGGCAUGCCCCACUUCACCCCGUACGCCCCUGCUUGCGCCGCCGCUGCCGCUGCCGGUGCUGCAGCUGGUGCUGGUGCUGGUGGUGCUGGUGCUGCUGCUGGUGGGAAGAAUGGGAGUGGGCACACAGAAGAGCGGUCUGCAGAAGACACGUACCUUGAUGCGUAUGCUGCCCCAGAGCUCCUCCCCUCCACGUCCCCCAAGGCCCGGAGCCCCUUCGCCAACUCCUCCCCUCCUGGCACUGCUACAGGCGGCAAGGGGCGGGGGGGCAUGGAGGCAACAGACGUGUUUGCGUUCGGCGUGGUGGUGUUAGAAAUCAUCUCAGGGCAGCACCCACACGACCCACGCCGCAUGCCGGCCUCCCUCGUUGAUUGGGCUCGGCAGAAGCUGUGGGUGGGGAGGGACAACCUGGCGGCGCUGGUGGACCCGCGACUCGCAGACGAGUUCGACCCUCAUGAGGUGGAAGGGUUGGCGGAGCUGGCUCUUCGGUGCACUCAGUCAACUCCGUCCAAGAGACCUACAAUGGAGGAGGUGAGAGGGGGAGAGGAAAGGGAGGACAGCAAGUCUUCAUUGUGCAGAGUAUAG